This is a messenger RNA of Vitis riparia (riverbank grape), 477 nucleotides long. RefSeq lists its product as uncharacterized. Lineage: Eukaryota; Viridiplantae; Streptophyta; Magnoliopsida; Vitales; Vitaceae. The record is from RefSeq and is a predicted model, not a curated record. Bases 1 to 477 code for a protein of 158 amino acids. The transcript has 3 exons. Gene Ontology annotation, molecular function: hydrolase activity.
AUGGUUGGAUUGUUGGAGCAGGCUUUUCUAGUAGGGAAGGACUUCGGAGCUCUUCCGGCAUUCCAGGUAGCCGUGGUCCACCCUGAAAGGGUGUCUGGUGUCAUAAUACUGGGUGUCCCUUUCACUCCACCAGGUGCAUUUGCCAUCCAAAUGCAACUCCUUCCCAAAGGCUUCUAUGUUCAGAGAAGUGAGCUCCAAGUAGCCAGUGAUGACAAGGAGAUCAUGGACUUUGUUGAUCCAUCUACCCCUCUACCGGUAUGGUUCACCGAGGAGGACCUCAAAGUCUACUCAAGUCUAUACGAGAAUUCCGGGUUCCAUACAGAUUGCGGUGUGAAGGAUCCGAAAAUUACAGCUCCAGGGCUGCUAAUCGUGGGUGAAAAGGACUAUGUUCUAAAAUCCCCACGGAUGGAGGAAUACAUUAAAAGCGAGAAAGUCAAGGAGUUUAUGCCCAAUUUGGAGAUCAUGGCAGUUGGGUGA